AAUCAAGGAUGCCAUUGUUUUGGAAUAAUUAACAUAUAUAGCUAGCGAUUAACUUGAGAUUCAUAAUAACACAGUGUUUUAGGAACUUUUGAGGAAAAAAGUUGUGUGCAAAAGAGAAUCAUAUAUACAAUGGGGAAACAUAAGUUCGUUUUGCUUUUCACUCAUAUCUUGGUUUUCAUGGCUCCGGUUAUUUUUGCUGGUCUCUUCUCAUCACCUGAACCUGGUAAUGAACUAGACGACAAGGAUGCUGCAAUGGAUGCAUUUAUUAAUCCUCAUGAUCCCGACUCGUUUGCAGCAGAGUUUGCCGAUGACAAGGGUUCAGAAAGGAGGGACUUACAUACCACAUGCGAAGCAAGAAACGAUAUAGACAAAUGCUGGAGGGGCAAAUCCGAUUGGGCAGAAAACCGUCAAGCAUUAGCCGAUUGUGUUCUUGGUUAUGCAAAAGGAACCACAGGUGGCAAGGGUGGAGACAUCUACGUGGUGACUGAUCCUUCAGAUGACGAUUGUGAGAAUCCAAAGGAAGGGACGCUACGUUUUGGUGUUACUCGAGAUAGACCUUUAUGGAUUACAUUCGACAAAGAUAUGGUGAUCACGUUGAAACAUGAGCUCGUGAUUAAUAGUGACAAGACAAUUGAUGGUAGAGGUGCCUCUGUCGAGAUUGCUAAUGGUGGAGGUCUGGGUGUAUACAAAGUGAACAAUGUCAUUAUUCAUGGGAUCCACAUACACCAUAUAAAAGUAGUAGAUGGUGGAAAGAUUAGGACUUGUGAGACCAAAGCUGGGUCAAGAUCAAAAAGCGAUGGAGAUGCUAUUUCCGUUUUUGGUUCUACAAAGGUAUGGAUCGACCAUGUGACACUCGAUCAUGGCGAAGAUGGGCUCCUUGAUGUCACCAUGAAAAGUACAGCCGUAACCAUUUCCAACUGCGAUUUCAACCAUCACGACAAAGUGAUGUUGCUAGGGGCAGAUGAUUCGCAUACGGAAGAUAAAGACAUGUUAGUCACAGUCGCAUUCAACAGGUUUAAUGAAGGAUGUACCCAAAGAAUGCCUAGGUGUCGUCAUGGUUUUUUCCAGGUAGUUAACAAUGACUAUAACAAAUGGAAAAUGUAUGCUAUUGGUGGUAGCAGUAACCCUACUAUCUUGAGUCAAGGCAACCGAUUUUUGGCUGCUGAUGAGAAAAGAUUAAAACAGGUGACAGCGAGGAAUAACGCUGCUGAGGAUGAAUGGAAGAACUGGAAGUGGAAAUCGGAAAAUGACAUUUUCUUAAAUGGAGCUUACUUCGUACAAUCAGGUGGUGAUAUACAACCAACCCCUGAACAGAGUGCAGGCCUGAUUCCACCUUCCACGAUACCCGUUGAGACACUCACUCGUGAUGCUGGCAAACUUAAAUGCCUACCUGGGCAGCCUUGUUGAGGACUCUAAAACAAAAAAGGCAAAUAUUGAUGUUCUGAAGGUGACAUGAAGGAAUGAUAACCCUAAGGAAGAGUGGAAUUAAAGUACUCGCAUAACAUGACAAUUUCCUAAUUGACGCUUACUUCGUAGAAUCCGGAAAAGAUGUACAGUUAAGGAACC
Lactuca virosa is the source of this 1566-nucleotide messenger RNA. The record is from the annotation of a GenBank genome assembly. Lineage: Eukaryota; Viridiplantae; Streptophyta; Magnoliopsida; Asterales; Asteraceae.